This is a messenger RNA of Naegleria gruberi, 990 nucleotides long. RefSeq lists its product as uncharacterized. The record is from RefSeq and is a predicted model, not a curated record. The transcript has 2 exons. NCBI's taxonomy places the organism in Eukaryota, Heterolobosea, Eutetramitea, Acrasida, Naegleriidae. Gene Ontology annotation, molecular function: protein binding. The coding region runs from base 1 to 990 and encodes 329 amino acids.
AUGUCACAUGAUUCACAAUCUGAUCAAUUAAAUGAUCAACAACAACAAGAAGAAGAAUAUAAUGAAGAGGAAGAAGAAGAAGAAGAAUUUAAUGAAGAAGAAGAAGAAAUUAAAAAAACACUUGAUGAUGAAUUAUUAGAUAGUGCUAUUAAUAGAGAUUUUAAUAGAUUAAAAUUAUUAUUAAUAGAAAAAGGAGCCAAUGCAUUCUAUAAUAAAAGAAUAGAAGGAGUAUGGGGAGCCUAUGAAGAAUAUGGAGUAAUACAUAAAGUAUUACUUGGAUGGGAUGAUAUGAAAGAACAAAUGCAAGCUAUAGAAUUAUUAUUAAGUAAAGGUGCUAAUGUAAAUGCUAUAUAUGGUAGUAGUAAUUGGAAAGGAAGUGGAUCAAGUGGUACAGCCUUUGAAAUUGUAUUAAGUAAGAAUAAUAUUGAAUUAAUCAAAUUAUUUUUAAAAUAUGGAGCAGAUUCAAAUACAUGUCAAAAAAGACAAGCACACACUAUGAGAUAUGAUGGUUCAUCAUCUUUUCCUUUUUUAUAUCAAAGUGUUAAAUAUGGUAAUUUAGAUUUAUUUAAAUGUUUAUUAGAACAUAAUGCUAAUACUAAUUUAUUUGCUUUUAAUAGAGGUUCAUCUGAAUAUGGUCCUAUUGAUGAUUUAAAAGAAUUACCUUUACAUUUAGCAUGUAAAUUAUUUAAAUCAAUUAAUAAUAUUAAUAUUAAUAAUAAUAAUAAUAUUAAUGAAUCUUAUGAUAGUGAUGAUGAAUAUAAUAAUAAUAAUAAUGAAUCUAAAUCUAAAAAUAAUUAUGAAAAAUAUAAAGAAAUGAUAUUAUUAUUAAUUAAAUAUAAUAGUGAUAUUAACAUGUAUGGUAAAACAGUAUAUCAAAUACCAAAUGAAAAUUAUCCUAAAAAUAUAAAUGAAGAAGAAUAUAAUGAAAUAUCAGAUCCAAGAGAUUUUACAUUUAAAGAUGUUUUACAAAUUGAUUUUAAAUUUAAAUAA